AUGGUGGAGGGCAGCCAGCUGCAGGAGGCCCAGGCCAUCUCUGUGGUCCACAAGAUGCUCCAGCAGAGCUUCAACCUCUUCGACACUGCCUUCUCUGCUGCCUGGGACACCACCCUCCUGAAGCAGCUCCACACUGGACUGCUUGAGCAGCUGGCUGACCUGGAUGACUGUUGGCAGCAGGUGAUGGGAGAGGAAGACUCUGCCCUGGGAAGGACGGACCCCACACAGCCCGUGACAUUGUACUUCCAGGGAAUCCAUGUCUACCUGAAUGAGAAGGAAUACAGCGACUGUGCCUGGGAAAUCGUCAGAAUGGAUAUAAGGAGAGCCUUCUCUCUCUUCAUCAACCAGCUUGCAAGAUAG
This is a messenger RNA of Dama dama (fallow deer), 360 nucleotides long. RefSeq names its product interferon omega-1-like. Gene Ontology annotation, molecular function: cytokine activity; type I interferon receptor binding. Gene Ontology annotation, biological process: B cell differentiation; defense response; humoral immune response. Gene Ontology annotation, cellular component: extracellular region. The transcript has a single exon. Bases 1 to 360 code for a protein of 119 amino acids. The record is from RefSeq and is a predicted model, not a curated record. Lineage: Eukaryota; Metazoa; Chordata; Mammalia; Artiodactyla; Cervidae.